UUUUUUAAUUUCGCGCGUACAGAUUAGUGGGCGAUAGCUAUUGUUAUAAAGUUAAAGUUCUCUUAAAGAUAAUGAGUGAUGCCGAUAUGUUUUAUACAGAGAUAUUAGCCUCAGAAGCCAAUGCUUAGUACGCGUCAUUUACGAUAAGUGUCUGCGGGGAUAAACCCGUGUAAUCAAGUAUACAGUAAGGUUAUGUACCCGUUUGUUAGUAUAUGUCAGAUGACUUGAUCGAGAUAGUCUCCUCUCCUUUUUAAAAUAAAACUUGAUUUUGAUUUGUUUUCUCAUUGCAAAAUUGGUUGAAAAAAACUGCAUUUCAAGAUUAACGGACAAUGGCAGUUAUAUGGUGCGUAAUUUUACUUGGUGUAAUAUUAAAUAUUGAAGCGAAACCAUUUUGUAAAUUCGAUGAUGAGAGUUCGAGACAUUUGGAAUGUUCACCUGGUGAUACAGAUUAUGUAUUAGACAAAGGUCUCGUAUCUGACAAUCCUCGGACUAUUACUAUUCGACUUAGCAUUUGCAAGAUAUCAUCAUUGAGCAAUGAUUGUUUCGAAGGUCUUCCUAGAUUAGAAAGACUAGAUAUAGCUCAUAAUAAGCUUAGAACUCUACCAUUAGGAGUCCUAGAUAAAGUACCAAAGUUAACAUAUUUUAAUGCAUCGUAUAACAGAAUAAUAAAUUUACCAGUUGGUUUAUUUGAUAAUAUUCAAAAUCUAAUACAAUUAGAUUUAACUGGUAAUCAUUUAUAUGAAAUUAAUCCUGGAUUGAUAAAGAAAGCAAGUAUUUUAUAUCUGUCAAAGAAUUAUUUGCAAGGUAGAGAUAUACAUCCAAAUGUUUUUGAAAUAAGCGAUGUGAAUUUUCUUUUACUUAACGAAAAUGAUAUGAAUAGAGCUCCAGAUAAUAUGUUACGGACAUUAAGGGAACUUCUUUUUUUAAAUCUAGAUAAAUGUUCGUUAACAGAAGUACCAAAAUUUAUAACAACAAUAAAUUUAGAUACUGUAACACAUCUUACUAUGGCUGAUAACAAAAUAGUUGCAAUAAACGAACCUAUGUUCGACAAUCUUAAAGAUUUGGAAGUUUUAAAUCUGACUAUGAAUUUACUGGACAGUUUAAAUGAUAAUUUAUUCACAUCAUUGAAGAAAUUGAAAAAAAUCGAUUUAAGUAUGAAUAGAUUGAAAGUUAUAACGGAACAUCAAUUUCAGAAUACACCAGUUUUAAGUGAUGUUAAUUUAUCUUACAAUUUUAUUACGAUUUUACCAGUGAAUGCAUUCCGUGCAUCAGCAUUGAGUAAUCUGGAUAUAUCAAAUAACAGACUCACAUAUUUACAAGAUAAUUUUUGUUUGGAAUUAAAAAAUUCUGGAGCUGCAUUAAGAGAUUUUAAUUUUAGUAAAAAUCCAUGGCAAUGUGCGUGUUUACGUGAAUUGUUAAGAGAAGUGAAGACAAUGAAUUUGAAAUACGAUGAUGUUAAUUAUGACGGGAGUCGUCCAGUUUGUGUGAGUGCUGGUCAGUUUGUCUGCAAGAGACAAGUGUACGACAACCAAGUGUUUUUAGAUAUGUACGAUCUUAUUCACUAAGGACACUUUUAAAGUGAUUUAAAUUUUUGUUUAUGCAUUGACUUGUAUAUAAUGUUGACAAAGGUCAUCAUCAUCAAUGCCCUUAUCCCUAUCGAGGGUCGGCUCAGUAUGUACUACUC
Papilio xuthus (Asian swallowtail) is the source of this 1684-nucleotide messenger RNA. NCBI's taxonomy places the organism in Eukaryota, Metazoa, Arthropoda, Insecta, Lepidoptera, Papilionidae. The record is from RefSeq and is a predicted model, not a curated record.